Molecule: messenger RNA, 1295 nt
Organism: Emericellopsis atlantica
Lineage: Eukaryota; Fungi; Ascomycota; Sordariomycetes; Hypocreales; Bionectriaceae
Product: putative PTH11-typeG-protein-coupled receptor
Exons: 4
Coding region: 113-1183 (356 amino acids)
Source: RefSeq, a predicted model, not a curated record
UGCGUAAACCCUGAGCAUCAAGCAAGUGGUCGCAAGCACCCCGUCCUACCCGGCGACUACCUUAUUCUAAAGCUUCCUCGCAGACCUAAUCUCAGGUUCUCAAUCGCACACAAUGACCCUCAAUUCAGGCGGUGAGGCCGCUUCCCAGGGAAGCGAAGAUGGAAAUGUCGCAUAUCUUGUGUAUGCUCCUUCGGGAGUUCUUCUCUUCAUAUGUCCGAUUCUAUUGAUCCUCCGGCUCUGGGUUCGAUCACGGGUCGAUGGGAAGCUGAAAGCCGACGAUUUGACGGCCUUGAUUGCUUGCUUCUUCGGAUUGCUCACGAGCGCCGUGUUAAUAGCUUCGUGCCAACACGGCGUGGGCCGUCACUGGGCAGAUCUCGGUGUGAUUGAGCGAAGAGACUCGCUCAAGUAUCUCUACGUCUCGCGAGUGAUGGACAAGUUAUCGCUUGAUCUUGCCAAAUGCAGCGUCGUACUAUUCUAUCUCAGGGUUUUUGGCAAGAUUCGCUGGUUUAGGUGUUGCUGUAUCUGCCUCAUGGUGAUCAUCGGCGGUCACUGUUUCGCUGCGGUCUUCGCAGUGCUGUUCCAGUGCCAGCCUCCUCGGAAGGCAUGGCGCACGAGCAUCGACGGUGCAUGCAUCGACAACGGCCAGUUCUGGCUCGCGAACGCUGGAUUCUCGAUCGCUACGGACGUCAUCAUACUCAUGCUGCCGAUGCGCUUAGUGUUCGCUCUUCGCGGACCUGGGCUGCGGCGAGUAGCAUUGACUGUGUUGUUUGCGCUUGGACUCUUCGUUCUAGCGGCCUCGUCUCUACGUAUGAUGAGCAUCGAUGCAUUAGCGACGACUUCAGACAUCACCUACGAUAUCACCUAUGUCAUGUGGACUAUCAUCGAAGUGCAAGUGGCCCUCGUGACUGCCAAUCUAUCCGCACUUGGGCCUCUCUUAGGACUCUGCCACCAGCUCAAGGGCAGAACAGGCAGAUAUCUAAGCCCCUCGAAAAGUUCAGACAAGCGCCCUGGGGUGUCCCAAAGUCAGUGGCCGCAGCCGCACCAUGCGGAUCAUUCCGCCAUGUCCAUCGUUAUCGAGCGUAGCGGCGAAGCUCAUCCGGAAGCGCCGCCAAACGGAGUUUUGCAGACAACUGAGUUUAGUGUUCUAUAUCCACCAGCGAGUGAUGACUCGUUGAGGCGCUGAAAGAAGCAUGGGGAGGGUCCUCGUCAGCACCACUCACCUCGGGGGCCAGCGCUAGAGAUGUAUCGUCACUGGCCCAACAGUUCCACGUGGACGAGAGGUUGUAGAAUUACCA